UAUAACUAUUGUUAGUAGACGAUCUUAGAAAAAUGAUUGUUGAGUUAGUAUAGUAGAAUUGAGUAGAAUAACUAACUAUUCUUAUAAUUUGUUAAGGUAUAUAGUUUUUAGAGACAGCUGUGAUAUUUAAAAAAAGCUACUAUGGCAAAUGUUACAUUUAUGUUUGAUUUCCUAAAUAAUGCCAGAGACAAUUUUUUCGAAAUAUUUGAAAAAGAAGUAGUAUACGAUGAUAUUGUUGAUUCUUGGUUUUUAAUGGAUCCUGCUUGGCCAGUUUUUACUAUUGUACUAGUAUAUUUAUUAUUUGUUUUGAUUAUUGGUCCACGUUUUAUGAAAAAUCGAGAACCAUUUAAUUUAAAGGGAAUUAUAUUAAUUUACAAUAUAACACAAGUGUUCUAUAAUGGCUUCUUAUUAUACUGGUUUUUUUCUACGCCUGGAGGAUUAAGUUACUUUUGGAACCAUUCAUGCCAUCCUAAGAAACGAGAAUUAUUUCCAUUGUUAAUGUUAGAGUUAAACAAAGGCUCGUGGUUUUAUUUUUUCUCUAAAGUGAUCGAUUUAUUGGACACAGUAUUCUUUAUAUUGAAGAAAAAGAAUUCACAUGUGUCAGUAUUGCAUGUUUAUCAUCAUGCAAUUAUGAUUAUUACUUGUUGGGUCCAAUUGAGAUUCUACAAAGGUACGGAAGGGCUUCUGGCUGGACUCUUAAAUGUUUUUAUCCACGUGAUCAUGUAUUCAUACUACUUUUUAUCAGCUAUGGGACCGAGAGUUCAAAAAUAUUUGUGGUGGAAAAAAUAUUUAACUCUUAUGCAAAUUGUUCAAUUUAUCAUAAUUUUGACGUAUUUAUGUAGCAUGUUUAUAUUUCAGUGUGGAUUCCCAAAAACUUAUUCAUUGUUUCUUGUUUGUAAUGUUUGUAUAUUCCUUUACUUAUUUACUAUGUUUUAUAAGGAUACAUAUGCUAAAAAUUAUAAAGUUAAGUCUAGUUAAUGAUUAUAUGUACUAUUUAUUUAUUAAAGUAGUAUUUUAUGUUACUAUAUCAAUUGAUAAUUAUUUAGUUUUGUUAAAUACUAUUAUAACAGAACUAACAGUCUAAAAUAAAU
Molecule: messenger RNA, 1091 nt
Organism: Daktulosphaira vitifoliae (grape phylloxera)
Lineage: Eukaryota; Metazoa; Arthropoda; Insecta; Hemiptera; Phylloxeridae
Product: elongation of very long chain fatty acids protein AAEL008004-like
Exons: 8
Coding region: 142-978 (278 amino acids)
Biological process (GO): very long-chain fatty acid biosynthetic process; fatty acid elongation, monounsaturated fatty acid; sphingolipid biosynthetic process
Cellular component (GO): endoplasmic reticulum membrane
Molecular function (GO): fatty acid elongase activity
Source: RefSeq, a predicted model, not a curated record